GCCGCCUCGCCGUCCCCCGCGCGCCGCAAGGCCAGGACCAGCAAGUACGGCAGCGUGAACCCCUACAUGAACUUCGUCAAGUCGGAGCGCGCGCGCAUGGGCGCGGGUUCCGGCGCCGGGCGGCCGGCCUCCGAGCUGGCCCGCGAGCUGGGCGCGCGCUGGAGGGUCAUGUCCAUGGAGGAGCGGCAGCCCUACAUCGCGCAGGCCAUCAAGUCCCGCGAGGAGCUGGACCGGAUCAAGCAGAGCAGCGACAUGACGGAGGCGCGGCGAGGACGGCGUCGCCGCAGGCGCAUGCGUCGCCGCCGCAGCAGGAGUCGCCGCCGCAGCCGCUCCCGCAGCCGCAGGAGGCGCUAG
Messenger RNA from Thrips palmi, 354 nucleotides. Its product is annotated as FACT complex subunit SSRP1-like. Bases 67 to 354 code for a protein of 95 amino acids. NCBI's taxonomy places the organism in Eukaryota, Metazoa, Arthropoda, Insecta, Thysanoptera, Thripidae. The record is from RefSeq and is a predicted model, not a curated record. The transcript has 3 exons.